Molecule: messenger RNA, 918 nt
Organism: Pseudomyrmex gracilis
Lineage: Eukaryota; Metazoa; Arthropoda; Insecta; Hymenoptera; Formicidae
Gene: ND-23
Product: NADH-quinone oxidoreductase subunit I
Exons: 5
Coding region: 66-728 (220 amino acids)
Biological process (GO): mitochondrial electron transport, NADH to ubiquinone; mitochondrial respiratory chain complex I assembly
Cellular component (GO): membrane
Molecular function (GO): 4 iron, 4 sulfur cluster binding; NADH dehydrogenase activity
Source: RefSeq, a predicted model, not a curated record
UUCUUGCACCAAAUCUAGGGUUUAUCGGAUCAGCUGUUGUUACAGCGCCGAUUAUCGCAUUGCACAUGAACGUGAAAGAUAUUUGUUAUAACAAUACAGCAACAAUGAACUCUUUGCGGUUAAUUGCGGGAACGGGCAAAAUAGUUCCAAGGUUCAAUAAGAAUGUUGCAAAUGGAAUAAAUGCAUAUUUGAGUCGUAAUAAGUAUUAUUAUGUGAACGAACAUAAAGAAAAAAACUGGUCAGAAAUUAUGGAAGAUGCCACCACACAUAUGUUUUUUCUUGAACUCUUCCGAGGCUUGGGACUUGUCGUAUCUCAUAUAUUCAGAGAACCGGCUACCAUAAAUUAUCCUUUUGAAAAAGGACCUCUAAGUCCCAGAUUUAGAGGAGAACAUGCACUAAGAAGAUAUCCUUCUGGAGAAGAAAGGUGUAUUGCUUGUAAAUUGUGUGAGGCAAUAUGUCCUGCACAAGCUAUUACAAUUGAAGCAGAAGAAAGAGCAGACGGAUCUCGACGUACGACUAGAUAUGACAUCGAUAUGUCUAAAUGUAUCUAUUGUGGUUUUUGCCAAGAAGCCUGUCCUGUUGAUGCUAUUGUUGAGGGACCGAACUUUGAGUUUUCAACUGAAACGCACGAAGAAAUGUUGUACAACAAAGAAAAGCUUUUGGACAAUGGAGAUAAAUGGGAAUCCGAAAUUGCUAGCAAUAUUCAUGCUGACCACUUGUAUCGUUAAGAGAACUGUGUGGUUUAAAAGAACUGUAGUCUUAAGUAAUGAUGUUAGAUUAAAAAGAGGUACGUAAAGAUUUGUAAAAAAAAAAAUGAUAUGGAUUAUGAAUUCAUCAAUAUAGCAAAAGAAAAUUCUAUUCAUAUCAUUAAAUAGUAUGUACUAUUCUAUGUGUAUAUAAAUUAUUUAAAAAUUGUCC